Molecule: messenger RNA, 1466 nt
Organism: Paramecium octaurelia
Lineage: Eukaryota; Ciliophora; Oligohymenophorea; Peniculida; Parameciidae
Source: the annotation of a GenBank genome assembly
CAUAUAAAUAUAUAUUAUUAUAAAUGGGCAAUAAUUCCACGUAAAUUGGUAAUGGCCAUGGAUACAGAAUCAUAUCCAUUGAACCCAAUUCAUUUGGAUCCAACCUCAGUAUUGUUCUCACAUUAUACUAGAUUUGGAAAUCUUUCUAGAUUAUAUCAUCCACAUCAAAUCUGAUUCCCAAGUGAAUGCCAUCAAAUUGUUAGAAAGUGAUGAACCCAUAGAGUUGUCUAUUUUUAAUAUCUUCUCAUUGGAGACCAGAAAAAUCUAUAUCUCAGAGCCGCGAUCCACAAUCAAAUUGGGUCUCUUGAUCAGAUACGAAUCUAUUAAUCCAUUGAUUCUGCACAUCACCAAAGUAUUGAAAGGGAGUCCUGCAGAAUCAAGUGGACUCAAAAGCAAUUAAGAUUAUCUCCUAGGAGUCAAAUCUCAUAGGUAUUAAACUAUUGAUGAAUUCUCAGAUAUCGUAACAGGAUAGGCAUAUUCGAAAUAAUCAAUUGAAGUAAUCAUUAUAUCCCAUCAUAAAGCUCUGCAUAUUUUCACCAUUGACUAAAAAGUCUCCCAGAGUUGUAGUGUUAGAACCAAAGUAUAAUUGGGGUGGACCAGGAGCUUUGGGAUGUGAAUUUGCCUCAGGAGCUAUACACUCUUUCAACUUUUCUCAAUUGAUUAAAGCCUAAGAUGGUGAAGAAUCCAAGGAAGUGAUUAAAAAUGAAGACUUCUAAUCAUAAUUUAGUAAAGAAUCAAAUUAAUUUUAAUAAAUUGAAAAUCAGGAUAUUGAAAUAAACAAUUAAGAGAAUUUAUAAUCAGAGUUCAAAUAAUAAAUCUAUUUGGAAAAAAUUAAUGAUCCUCAAGAACAUUCCAUUGAUAAAUCAUAAAGUUUAUCUAAUUCACAAAGUACUUUAUUCCAAUUAACAUACAUAAUUAGCGAAUCUAAAUUAAAUACCAAAACAGAUUUCUAAUAAUAAAAUGAAGAAGCUUCUAAUCUUGAAUAACAACAAAUAAUCAAUUAGGUUGAGCUAUUGAAGUCAUAAAAUAUUCAAGACAACAGUGAUGAUUUGGAUAAUCAAUAACAAUAACAUAAUUAAUAGAUUUAAUCUGAUAUUCCAUAAUCUGAAACCCAUUCUAAUUUAAGAUAAUAACAAUAGGAUGAUGAUGUAGAUGUAAAGUAAGAAUUUUAAGUUAAAUAAACAAAUAAUGAAGAUGGUGACUUAUAAUAACAAAAUGAAUAAUUAAACAAAUCCAAUUUGCAGGAGAACGAAAGCGAGAUAAUAGGUAUAUUACAAUAGUAUGUAGAAGCUUAACCUUAGCCAGAUGUUUCUUAAUAGGAGAAUGACUCUAAAAAAGUUGCUGUGAAAUAUGUUAACCAGUUAGUAUUUAAAUCUCCAAAGAGAGACAAAAUGUAUGUAGUUGAUAAAACUCUAUUGUUUGACAUCUAAUUUGAAGUACCAAAAUAUUAUGUAAAUAUUUAUUGA